Molecule: messenger RNA, 1219 nt
Organism: Harmonia axyridis
Lineage: Eukaryota; Metazoa; Arthropoda; Insecta; Coleoptera; Coccinellidae
Product: 5,10-methylenetetrahydrofolate reductase-like
Exons: 4
Coding region: 167-1036 (289 amino acids)
Biological process (GO): tetrahydrofolate interconversion
Cellular component (GO): cytosol
Molecular function (GO): FAD binding; methylenetetrahydrofolate reductase [NAD(P)H] activity
Source: RefSeq, a predicted model, not a curated record
CGGCAACAUUGCCAUUGCAAUUUGUAAUAGUUUAGUUUUUUUUAAAGUUCUUCUAGGACAUUUUAGGUUAUUUCUAAAUGUUUCCCGAUUUUUUGUUUCAUUUUUCCGAUAACUUAUUAACAGAUUAACUUGUAUUAUAUAAUUUAAAUAUACUAUAACUUGAAAUAUGGGGAAGAAGCUAAUCUUUCAAGAAAAACCUAAGCAGGAUAGUUUAACAACAAUUUUCAAAUCAAAUAAAACGUUGUCGUUAGAAAUCAAUUUUAAAAACAAAAUCGAUUUAGGUGUUUUAUCCAAAGAGCAAUUUGAUUUUGUUUCUAUUCCUUGGAUUGGGGAUUAUGAAGGAUACCAUUUAAAACAGAAACCUCCUAUAAUUUUGGCCCAGGAACUAAUUUCCAAAAACGUAACAGUACUUCUCCACAUUCCUUGCAGAAAAUUGAGUUUAGCAGUAGCACAUGAAAUGCUGAAUAUCUUUAAAAAAAUUGGUGUACGAAAUAUAUUAGCAGUUAAAGGAGAGGGUAAAAAUAUUGAGGAGAAUUGUCGUAACAUUGAUUUUCCUCAUACCAGUGAUUUUGUUGAAUUUGUGUCAGAAUCUUUCAUUAACGACUUCAACAUUGGAGUAGCGGCAUAUCCACAAAAACAUCCCUGCUCCGCUAAUAUGCAACAAGAAAUGGAAUUUCUAAGUUUGAAGGUAUCUAAAGGAGCAGACUUUAUUUUAACUCAAGGUUGUGUGGAUUCACAAAUUCUUUCUGAUUUUCAUAGAAGGUGCAAAGCACAUGGCAUUCGUGUACCAAUUAUAGUGGGAACAUUUUCAUUAAGAUCACUUGAACAGCUCGAUUUAUUGAGGAAAUGCAAAAUUCCAGUGGAAAAUGAUUUGUUUCAAUUUCGUGAAGAGGUAAUGAAGGGCCCUGUGACCUUUGAAUCAUUUUUCAGAAAACGCUUACGGGAAGUAGUUGAAAUGGAUACAGAGUUAAUAUCAGAAAUAAUGGGUGAAAUUGAGUUGUUUAAAAAAAAGUAUCAAUCUAUACAAAAUCUAUAAACAAUUUUCCAUUUUUGUAUAUAUGUUUCCUAGAAAUAUUAUAUAUAUCGUUCUAUAAUAUUUCAUGAAACAUUUUUCAUUAAAUUGUUAUUUAUAUCUUAUUGUUGGUAAAAUUAAUAUUUUAUUGUUAUAAAAUAUGUUGUGGAGUUCACAAAAAAUUCUCACAGAAACUAAAAGUGAGUU